AGCUGGCGUACACACUCUGCCUGCGCAGCAGUAACAGUGAACAGGGUGGAGGAUUUAUUCUGUACAUCUGACCAUCAGGAGACCCACAGUCAUGCAGCAAGUACUCUCUAACGCGAGGGAGCUGCCGACCCUUAAAGCCAAAGACAUCGACCUCCUCUUCCUCAAAGGCAUCAUGGAAAGCCCUAUAGACCGCUCUCUAACCCACGUUCAUGAGCGUUUAGAAGAUGUAAAGUUACAGGCGGUGCAGGACAAUAAUGUUGAACUAAUAAGUGAGAUCCUCGGGAUGAUCCGCGGCCUGAACGUUAAAGACGAACGAGUCUCAGAGUUACUGAGGAUCCUACAGCAGCCUCACUUCCAGUCUCUCCUGGAGGCUCAUGAUAUGGUGGCAUCAAAGCGAUAUGAGGCUCCUCCUUCACGUCCCGUCGAACCGGCUAUAGAAAGAGCAGUCAACAACGCGCUCAUGCAAGGCGAUGCUGUCCGGAUGAUCGGCGUCCGCAAGAGAGCAGGAGAGCCUCUGGGGGUCACAUUCCGGGUGGAGAAGAACGACCUGGUGAUCGCUCGGAUUCUUCACGGUGGGAUGAUUGACAGACAGGGCCUGCUCCAUGUAGGGGACAUCAUAAAGGAAGUGAAUGGACAGGAAGUGAGUAACAACCCCCUGGAGUUACAGGAGAUCCUGAAGGAGUGCAGUGAAGGAAUCACUUUUAAAAUCCUGCCAAGCUACACAGAUGCAGCAGCACCACCACAGGUUUAUGUGAAGCCACAUUUCGACUACAAUCCGGCCAAUGACAAUCUGAUUCCGUGCAGAGAGGCGGCACUCGCCUUCAAGACAGGUGACGUCCUUCAGAUAGUGAACAGGGAGGACGUGAACUGGUGGCAGGCGUGUCAUAAGGUGGGAGGAGCUACAGGGUUAAUUCCCAGUCAGUUUCUGGAGGAGAAAAGGAAAGCUUUUGUUGCAAAGGACUUGGAAAGUACAGGGAUCUUAUGUGGGACAGUGAACGGUAAAAUGAAGAAGAAAAAGAUGUACAUGACUUCGAGGAAUGCAGACUUUGACCGUCAUGAGCUGCAGAUCUAUGAGGAGGUAGCAUGCAUGCCUCCAUUCCAGAGGAGAACACUGGUUCUGAUCGGAGCGCAGGGCGUGGGACGCCGCAGCCUGAAGAACCGCCUGCUGGUGCUACAUCCUGACCGCUAUGGAACCACAGUACCAUUCACGUCUCGAAGACCACGAGAGGACGAGCACAAUGGUCAGAGUUACCGGUUUGUGACACGGAUGGACAUGGAGAUGGACAUUAAACUGGGAUGCUUCCUGGAGCACGGCGAGUACGACGGCAACCUGUAUGGCACCAAGAUGAGUUCCGUCCAUGAGGUGGUGAACACGGGACGCACCUGCAUCCUGGACGUCAACCCCCAGGCUCUGAAGGUGCUGAGAACAGCGGAGUUUAUGCCCUAUGUGGUGUUCAUCGCCGCUCCUGAGUUCGAGACGCUGAAAGCUUUACACUCAGCCGCUGUCCAGGCUGGAAUCACCACCAAACAGCUCUCAGACAUGGAUCUGAAGAGGAGAGUGGAUGAGAGCGCUCGCAUUCUGCAGACUUACGGACACUACUUCGACCUCACCGUCGUGAACGACAACCUGGACACCGCGUUUGAGACACUGCACACGGCUGUGGACAAACUGUACGCUGAGCCACAGUGGGUUCCUGUCAGCUGGGUUUACUAACGCUGUGUGUGUGUGUGUGUGUGUGUGUGUGUGUGUGUGUGUGUGUGUGUGUGAGCUCUGCAGCAACUAAUUUGGUUUCGUACAGAAGUCCUCUGGGCUGUUCUGUUUAUGUCAUAUAUAAAGGUUUCUAUGUAUAAGAAUGGAGAAUUUGAGACGUCACGAUGUCCCACGUGUCCCUUCUGUACACGUCAUAACCCACCUGCAACAAACUGCUUCUUUAUUUAUCUGUUAAUCGUUUUGUUUCUCUGUUCUGAUUUUAGUUAAAUGUUUAAAUGUUAUAGAAUUUGUCAGGGAACGUAUUGUUAAGUUUAUCUUGUGUGUGUGUGUGUGUGUGUGUGUAUAAUUUUAGCAAAGUGUUUCAUGUUGUUCCUCAUGAAGCUUUUGGAGGUUAUUUUGACCCUGACCUCCAGAAAUGCUGGUUCCACAGUAUUUAGUCUGCCGUGUCAAGCCAACCUUGUGUGUGUUCUGCUGCUCGUCUUUAACCCUUUUAUCAUCUUAAGCAAGUCUAAAAAGUAUUUUAUAUCCAGAUGUAACUCUUUGCUACAUUGUGUAUUACUGAAUUGUUUAUGUGGAGUGGCCGAGAGCUUCUUACAUGAUCCUGAACAACAGAGAACCUACAGAACAGGACGAUGCAGUCGUCUGAUCUACCUGGUCUUAUCUGAAGAAUUAAUUAAUUAAAAUGAAAUAAAAUA
Molecule: messenger RNA, 2406 nt
Organism: Clarias gariepinus (North African catfish)
Lineage: Eukaryota; Metazoa; Chordata; Actinopteri; Siluriformes; Clariidae
Gene: pals2b
Product: protein associated with LIN7 2, MAGUK p55 family member b
Exons: 12
Coding region: 92-1714 (540 amino acids)
Cellular component (GO): plasma membrane; cell-cell junction
Molecular function (GO): protein binding
Source: RefSeq, a predicted model, not a curated record